Messenger RNA from Aspergillus saccharolyticus JOP 1030-1, 426 nucleotides. RefSeq lists its product as uncharacterized. NCBI's taxonomy places the organism in Eukaryota, Fungi, Ascomycota, Eurotiomycetes, Eurotiales, Aspergillaceae. The annotation marks the transcript as partial. The transcript has a single exon. The record is from RefSeq and is a predicted model, not a curated record.
CUGCACACCCUCCAUCUCGCCCUGGGUCUAACCGCCCUCGCCCUCUACGCGCACCACAUCCACCGCCUCCACGAGGCCAGCCAGAGCGCCGGGGCGAAAUACAUCUACGCGAUCGUCACCGCUCUGCUGGCUUGCACGACCGCGAUGGGGUAUCUCGUGUUGAUACAGUAUAUUCUCAAGAACCGGGUGCCCGUGGCGAGACGGAGGGGAUGGCAGUUCCCGCUGUUUGUGUGGGAGGGAGUGCUUUGUGUGGUUUGGUUGACCCUGUUUGGGAUCUUCGGGGGGGAGUUUCUCGGGAAGAGUUCUAGAAGUGCUACUGGGAGCGUGGAUAAAGAGGUGGUGAGGAUGAAGAGGGCGGUUUGGAUUGAUUUGGUGAAUCUGGGGUUGUGGGUGGUGAGUGCGGCUUGGAAGGGGGUCAGAUGGUGG